AUAAUUACAGUCUAAGAGCACCAGGCGCCGCACGCGACAACUGAUUACAUUUGAUUACACGUUACACAGAUGGAUUCAUGUUAAGAAGCACAAGGACAGUACGGCAGCAUGAAGGCGUAACGCGCACCAUGUGAUGGAACCACCACACAACAUGUUCGCCAAAACUGACAGAUACUGGGACAGGAGAAAGGGGAAAACUGCACGAUGACGUCACGAUACCGAUUUAGUGGCUGUAUAAAGUAAUCGGUACCGGUACCAUAUAGUCACAGCUUCGCUAGUGAUAGGAUCGCUUUUUUGUGUGUCGCAUUAAGUCGUGGUCGUUUUAAGGUAUCCUUUUUUUGCGCGUUUAUUUUUUAGGUAUUCGGUAGUGUAGUUUCGGUAUCAUUUCGCGCCGUUCAAAAGCAAUACUAGAUAAGAGGCCUUCGUAUACCGCACGCGUUUUUUAUUUAUACAAUAAUACGUUUGUAUAUAUUCCAGAUUUUAACGUAAGUUUGAUAUUGAUAGCGUUAGAUUUGUAAACAAAUACUAAGGUUCUUCGAUCGACAUCUGUGCUUGGAUAUAGUCUUUGCAUAUAGUUCGGGAAAACGGGUAUUAAUUAAUUGUAUAAAAUCUGUUGUAAUUUAUAAAAAUAGUUUUAAACUUAAAUUAAACUACGCGAGUUAUUCCGUUCCUAUAGGCAAUACGAUUUUUAAUUAUUUCUAAACCGCAAACGUUUUCGUACUUAUUACGGGGCCAAACUUCAAUUCCGAGUUUUUUAUAAAAUAUAAAAUUAAUGCAAAACAAUAAACGUGGGUAGUUAGUUGAAUUUUACAAAUCUGGCGUCGAAACGGGUUAAGGAUACCGGUACCGAGGCCGAUACCAAGAUGGUGCCGAACACAACACUAGUCAAGACGACGAUGAGCACGCAUUUCAACGGGACACUGGGUUGGAAUUCCACAUUCUUAGUGCCAACGUUCAUAAGCCAAGAGGAGUUCUUGGCGUUGCAGAUGACAAACGCGUCAGAUGCGAACACGACGUCAGUGUCCAACGAUACCACGAUACCGGUUGUGUUAAAAACCUGGUAUCCGAGUGGUUAUUCGCCCGCUCACAUAAUAAUAGCGUCAGUGGUGGUGACAGUGUUAAUGAUAAUGGUGGUAGUUGGGAAUAUGUUGGUGAUAAUUGCGAUUGUGACAGAGAAAGCGUUGAAGAAUAUACAGAAUUGGUUCAUUGCCUCGUUAGCGGUGUCGGACUUUUUCCUAGGGCUGGUGAUAAUGCCAUUCUCUUUGGCGAACGAGCUGAUGGGGUACUGGAUUUUUGGGUUCUGGUGGUGUGAGAUACACUCGGCGAUGGACGUGCUGCUGUGCACCGCGUCUAUUAUGAACCUGUGCCUCAUAUCGCUGGACCGCUACUGGAGUAUCACUCAGGUACGCAUCACUGAAAUCCAACUAACCUUAUUUAUGAAUAAGUAAGUGUUUUAGAAAAUACGGUUUAAUUAAUAAACAAUUAAGGGCAAUUUAAG
Molecule: messenger RNA, 1498 nt
Organism: Ostrinia furnacalis (Asian corn borer)
Lineage: Eukaryota; Metazoa; Arthropoda; Insecta; Lepidoptera; Crambidae
Product: alpha-2C adrenergic receptor-like
Exons: 2
Coding region: 864-1448 (194 amino acids)
Biological process (GO): G protein-coupled receptor signaling pathway
Cellular component (GO): plasma membrane
Molecular function (GO): G protein-coupled receptor activity
Source: RefSeq, a predicted model, not a curated record